AAAAGCUGGAGUUGGUGACCACAGUUGAGUUAGCAGUUGGUUAACAGGUCCAGGCUGUUUUCCACCUCCAGAGGAAGUGAACCGAGCUCGGCCCCCGCAGAGUCAGCAGUCACGCAUUACAGUGUGCCAGCGCAUGCACCUUCACUCAGACCUUCCACAAGCCUCUGCGAGAGCAGACAUUUAAAAAGGGGAAGAAAAAAAAAGUUUCUCCUGUGGCUGUCCGCCUGGUGUUUGACUUGGAUAUUAGGACCUUAGGUAUGAAGGGAACAGAGGCGCUUUCAACUCUCCAGCGGUUGCCACCGCUUCGUGAGUCUGAGCUUACGACACGGGUUGCGAAGGCUAUUUGAUUUCUUUUUAAUCAUACUGCCUGUAAUUUGGGGAGAGAUCAAUAGAUGAAGUGGGACCUGGCUGCACCUUGGGUCGUAAUUCUUGGGCCCGGCUUCUUUAGUUCAGGGACCAGGAUGCUCCCUCAUUACAGCUCCAAUCCCUUGGGGCCUCUAGAACAGGAGAAGCAGAAGCUGGCUCAGGGAGUCAGAGCUGUGCUAUGCAGAGCAGCAUGCUUGUCCUUUCAAGCUUGUCCUGACCUUGUCCCGAGAAAGGGGCUUUCCUAAUGACUUCGAGGUCCAGACAUUACCAUAUCUUCUCCAGUGUCCUUUCCCAAGCUCACCCCCUCCUGUCACAAUAGCCUUUAUCCAGGGUCAGCAAAAUGAAAAAAGAAAAAAGAGAGAGAGAGAGGCGGCAACAGAGGCUAUUUCUACCUUCCUGGACACUUAGCUGCCCUCCAGACACCCAUGGCCUACCCUGUGGCAACUUCUCUAACCACGCCAGACACCUGGCGACCCAUAAUAUUUGAUACUCAGGUGCUCUUCAAUUACCCAUGGAUAAUUUAUGUGUGACCCAGGGAAGAACCAGGGCCAUCCUUCGGAGAGCUGUGAAGCACCAGUGGUAUUCUAAGGUGAUUAACUGGGACACGAUGGAAGAAAAGACCCCUCCCCCACAAAACUGAGGUCGACUGGCGGCGACGGAGAUGCGCUGUGUGUUACAGAAGAGGAGCUGGCUGGUGACGAGGAUAUGCCAUCUUUCCCGUGCACACAGGAGGGCCGGCUAGGCCCUCGCUGCAGCCGCUGCCAGAGGAACCUGUCUUUGCACACCUCCGUGCGGAUUCUUUACCUCUUCCUGGCCCUGCUCCUGGUGGCUGUUGCCGUGCUGGCCUCUCUGGUUUUCAGGAAAGUGGACUCUCUCUCAGAAGAUAUCUCCCUGGCCCAGGCCAUUUAUGACAAGAAGCUUAUGUCUAUGCAGGAAAAUCUCCAAGGACUGGACCUGAAAGUCCCGAACAACUGCUCUUUCUGCCAUGAGGCUGGGCAGCUGGGGCAAGAGAUCAGAAAACUGCAGGAGGAGCUGGAGGGAAUUCAGAAAAUGCUUCUGGCCCAGGAGGUCCAGCUGGACCAGACCUCUCAGACCCAUGAACUGCUCUCCACCACCAGCAGUCAGAUUUCCCAGGAGAUGGGCAACUCCUCCUUCUCUGUCCACCAGGUCAACCAGUCUCUGGGGCUCUUCUUGGCCCAGGUGAGGGGCUGGCAGGCCACCACAGCCGGCCUGGACCUCUCCCUGAAGGACCUCACUCAGGAGUGCUACAACGUCAAGGCUGCAGUGCACCAGAUGAACUUCACCGUAGGGCAGACUUCAGAGUGGAUACACGGAAUCCGGCGGAAGACGGACGAGGAGACCCUGACCCUCCAGAAGAUUGUCACCGACUGGCAGAACUACACCCGGCUCUUUAGCAGCCUGCGCACCACCUCGGCCAAGACUGGAGACAUGGUCAAGAACAUCCAGGCCACCCUGGGGGCCUCGUCGCAGCGCAUCAGCCAGAAUUCCGAGAGCAUGCAUGACCUGGUGAUGCAGGUCAUGGGCUUACAGCUGCAGCUGGAUAACAUCUCGUCCUUCCUGGACGACCACGAGGAGAACAUGCACGACCUGCAGUACCAUACCCGCUAUGCCCAGAACCGCACGGUGGAGAGGUUUGAGACGCUGGAAGGACGUAUGGCUUCUCAUGAGAUCGAGAUCGGCACCAUCUUCACCAACAUCAAUGCCACCGACAACCACGUGCACAGCAUGCUCAAGUACCUGGACGACGUGCGGCUGUCCUGCACGCUGGGCUUCCACACCCACGCCGAGGAGCUCUACUACCUGAACAAGUCCGUCUCCCUCAUGCUGGGCACCACGGACCUGCUCCGGGAGCGAUUCAGCCUACUCAGUGCCCGGCUGGACUUCAACGUCCGCAACCUGUCCAUGAUCGUGGAGGAGAUGAAGGCCGUGGAUACGCGGCAUGGAGAAAUCCUUCGCAACGUCACCAUCCUACGAGGUGCCCCUGGCCCUCCAGGACCAAGAGGACUCAAGGGAGAUGUGGGCGUGAAAGGGCCUGUUGGCAACAGAGGACCAAAAGGAGACCCCGGCAGUUUGGGGCCCCCGGGACCCCAGGGUACCCAGGGACAGCCCGGGGACACUGGACCUGUGGGAGAGAGGGGGCCGGUAGGCCUGCGAGGUCUCCCAGGCAUCAAAGGCUCGAAGGGCAGCUUUGGAACUGGAGGCCCGAGAGGACAGCCAGGCCCCAAAGGGGAUGUGGGGCCCCCCGGGCCAGAGGGUCCCCCAGGGUCUCCAGGGCCCUCAGGGCCUCAGGGAAAACCGGGGAUCGCUGGGAAGUCGGGUUCACCAGGUCAGCGAGGACCCAUGGGGCUUAAGGGUGAACCAGGGAUCCAGGGUCCCCCAGGCCUCCCCGGGCCCCCGGGCCCACCAGGAAGCCAGAGCCAUUACUGAGGAGGGCCCCGGGCCCAGGCACUGCUACAGAAUGCCAGGAAGCGGGCUCCGGGCACAGCCCGCCCCAAGAAGGGUGCAUCUACAGACAGUUGUGGCCCUGUGACCCCAAAGGGGGUUGUCCCCAGGCCUGCCCCUGCACAUGUGGGUUCCCAGUAGUGACUGUACCACAGAAAGCAGCCUCUCUCUCUCUCUCUCACACACACUCACACACACACACAUACACAUACACAUACGCACUCACACACACGCACGCAUGCAUUUCCC
This is a messenger RNA of Pteropus alecto (black flying fox), 3078 nucleotides long. RefSeq names its product scavenger receptor class A member 3 (gene SCARA3). The transcript has 6 exons. The record is from RefSeq and is a predicted model, not a curated record. Lineage: Eukaryota; Metazoa; Chordata; Mammalia; Chiroptera; Pteropodidae. Bases 1072 to 2814 code for a protein of 580 amino acids.